Molecule: messenger RNA, 2584 nt
Organism: Ziziphus jujuba (common jujube)
Lineage: Eukaryota; Viridiplantae; Streptophyta; Magnoliopsida; Rosales; Rhamnaceae
Product: beta-galactosidase 17
Exons: 19
Coding region: 170-2308 (712 amino acids)
Biological process (GO): carbohydrate metabolic process
Cellular component (GO): vacuole
Molecular function (GO): beta-galactosidase activity
Source: RefSeq, a predicted model, not a curated record
CAAUUUUGACAAUACAUAUGGUGAAAUAGAAAUUUCUGGGAAUAAAAUUAAUUGCCAAAGAAAUUAAGGAUAGAAAACAACAAAGUUUCCGUUUCUGAUUAAAAAAAAAAAAAAAAAAGUAGUUGGUUUGCUGCUCUGAACUUAAAACUCAACUGGGUGUCCGUACGGAAUGAGAAGCGCUUCUAACUAUAAAAGCCACGGCUCUGCCACCAGCUCCAGAUGGUCAACCAUGGCCAGGAAGCGGACCACAAAGACCACCUUCUUCUUCGUUGUCUUCCUUUUUCUUGUGGCCUUUGGAACCUUUGUUCCUGUUUUCGCUCCACUUCCUUCUCUAUCUCCAAGCUCUCACCGCCACCAUAGUGAUCGUGGCCACAGCAAAGCAAGUAGUAGAAAGUUUGAGAUUGACGAUGACAAGUUCUGGAAAGAUGGCGCGCCUUUCCAGAUCAUUGGGGGCGAAUUGCACUACUUCAGGGUUCUUCCUGAGUAUUGGGAAGAUAGGCUAUUAAGAGCAAAAGCAUUGGGUUUGAACACCAUUCAAACUUAUAUUCCCUGGAAUCUACAUGAACCAACAUCUGGCACUUUUGUUUUCGAUGGUAUUGCAGAUUUAGUAUCAUAUCUUAAACUCUGCCAGAAAAUGGGUUUCCUUGUUAUGCUUCGACCCGGUCCAUAUGUCUGUGGAGAGUGGGAUUUGGGGGGUUUCCCUCCUUGGUUACUUGCCAUAAGGCCAGCUCUCAGAUUAAGAUCUUCAGAUCCUGGUUUCCUGCAAGCGGUUGAAAAAUGGUGGGGAAGACUACUUCCAUUAGUUGCUCCAUAUCUUUAUGGCAAUGGAGGUCCCGUCGUAAUGGUCCAGAUUGAAAAUGAAUUUGGUUCGUAUGGGGAUGACAAAGCGUAUCUUAAUCACCUGGUCAGUUUGGCAAGAUUUCACCUUGGCGAUGAUAUAAUUCUGUACACAACAGAUGGAGGCUCUAGGGAAAAUCUUGAGAAAGGAACAAUUCAUGGAGAUGCUGUCUUUUCAGCUGUUGACUUUACGACUGGUGAUGACCCUUGGCCUAUAUUUAAGAUUCAAAAGGAGUUCAAUGCCCCUGGAAAAUCACCACCACUUUCAGCGGAAUUCUACACAGGUUGGCUUACUCACUGGGGAGAAAAGAUUGCACAGACAGACGCUGAUAUUACAGCAUCUUACCUUAAAAAGAUUUUGGAACGGAAUGGGUCCGCUGUGCUUUAUAUGGCACAUGGUGCAACAAAUUUUGGAUUUUAUAAUGGAGCAAAUACUGGGGCAGAUGAGUCUGAUUACAAGCCCGAUCUCACUUCCUAUGAUUAUGAUGCACCGAUUAAGGAAGCAGGGGAUGUAAACAAUGCAAAAUUCAAAGCAAUUCGGAAGGUUAUAGAGCAAUACAGUGCUAAAUCUCUUCCUCCAAUUCCAUCUGAUAACGAAAAGAAAGAAUAUGGAUCUGUUCGCUUGGUAAAAACAGGGAACUUGCUUGAUAUGCUUUAUCAUUUUGAAAACGUUGAAUCUGAAAAUCCAAUGCCAAUGGAGCCCGUGGGUCAGAUGUUUGGGUUCUUGUUAUAUGCAACUGAAUAUGCUGCCAAAUAUAAUGGUCAUAGAAGCAUUCUCUUUGUACCAAAGGUCCAUGACAGAGCUCAGGUGCUUAUAUCUUGCCCUACUGAACAAAAUAAUAAAAGACCAACUUAUGUUGGUAUAAUUGAAAGACAAUCAAACGGAACACUUGGCCUUCCUAGGUCUAAUUGUGCCUCCAACAUCAGCUUAUUUAUUUUGGUAGAAAAUAUGGGUCGUCUAAAUUAUGGGCCAUACAUAUUCGAUAGCAAGGGUAUUUUAUCUUCUGUUUAUCUGGACCACAAAAUUCUUAAGAGAUGGAAAAUGUACAAGAUUCCUUUCAUCAACCUGAAUGAAGUCCCAAAGUCAAAUCCCAUUAUUCAGGCUGCAUAUUCUGGAAUCAUUAAUAUAUCAGCCCGCAAAGAAUUAAAAGAGAAAUAUGUAAAUAUUUCAAAAGAACCAGCAUUCUAUGCUGGCCAAUUCUACAUUGGCAAAGAUGACCAAGUUAAAGAUACAUUCAUUUCGUUGCGUGGUUGGGGAAAAGGAAUUGUAACUGUUAACAAUUUCAAUAUUGGAAGAUAUUGGCCGUCAGUGGGACCACAGUGCAAUCUUUAUGUCCCUGCUCCAAUCCUUCAGCAUGGAAAAAAUAAUGUGGUCGUAUUUGAAUUAGAAUCCCCAAGCCCUGAACUUGUAGUAAGCUUAGUUGACCACCCAGACUUCACAUGUGGUUCAAAUAAACUAAACUCCAUCUGAUCAAAUAAGAUGAUCUAUCAUCCCUUGCUUCAAAAACACACAGAAUAGAAGGUGUUUGGUUGUUGACCCUGUCCCAGAAAAUGCUGAUCUUCUGAAGACCUUUACAUGUGCAGUUUUCAUGACAGACAAACACUGUGCAAAGUAUCACUCUCCAUAAAGGGAUUAUAUAUAGAUACACACAUAUAUCAAGGAAAAUACUUACAUUUUUCAGUUUGCACAUCUGUAUUGGCAUUGACGAUUUAUAUAAAAGCGAGAAAGCUUAAUUUUCAAAGUUUA